This is a messenger RNA of Tribolium castaneum (red flour beetle), 2250 nucleotides long. RefSeq lists its product as uncharacterized. NCBI's taxonomy places the organism in Eukaryota, Metazoa, Arthropoda, Insecta, Coleoptera, Tenebrionidae. The record is from RefSeq and is a predicted model, not a curated record. Gene Ontology annotation, molecular function: zinc ion binding; protein binding; ubiquitin protein ligase activity. Gene Ontology annotation, biological process: proteasome-mediated ubiquitin-dependent protein catabolic process; protein polyubiquitination. The transcript is spliced from 6 exons. The coding region runs from base 291 to 2051 and encodes 586 amino acids.
UAAAAAUACGACAAGUUUCAACUGAGAUUUUUUUUUUCGAUGAAAGUAAGUUGAGACUUGCUAGCGCCACCUGUUGGCGCGUUUCAACCUCACCCAACUCCCUCCACCUCCCACCACUUGAUUCUUAGAAGCUUUGAUGGUCGAUACAUUUACUGGUUUAACUAGUUUUUAACGUUUUUGUGUGGUGUUUUAUCCUUACAACAUCUUAUUUUUAUCGUUAAUUGCACUCUUGCACCUGCAAUUAUCAUCUAAUUGCAAAAACCAAGCGAUCAAGUCGACGAAACGCAAAAAUGUCAUUCACAACAGGAUCAUCCCCUGACUGUUCCGACUCCCACUUAAGCCUAACGCCCCAGUUCUGCGUUCCUGCUUGCACCCCAUGUGUCUCAGACACGGAGGCAGAGCUCUACUGUCUCGUAUGCCAGAAUUAUCUGUGCAAACAAUGCUACUUGUACCACGACAUUAACGACUAUUUAAACCUCCACCGUGUGGUUUUUAUUUGCGAAAUUGCCAAUUUGGACGAACUGAUCCAUCUGAUGUCCGAUCCGGACGUGGUCUUGAACUUGACCAUUUUCAACUCUGACUGGAUCUACAAGAACAUGCUGAAAAAACAGAUCACUGAGAACAAACAAGCGCUUGAACGCAUGCUGGCAAUGUCCGAUUUUUUGCGCAAGCAAUUGCACGUUUUGGAAAAUCAUCGCUGUGAAAGUAUGCGCUUGAUUUGUUCGUCGCAUAGACAGUUUGAAACUUAUUUGCGGAGUCAGAAAGACCAGAUUGUUACCUCUUUGCAAAAUGAAUACGACGGGGUCAAGAUGUCCAUUCUUACGAAGGCGCAAACUGUUGAUCAGACUGUUAGGGAUUUGGUGGUCAAGUUGAAUAAAAUGCAGCUGAUGACGGAAAAUAAUGGCGAAACUGCGAGUGGGAUUGAUAUGGAGAUGGCGGCUAGACAUGGGCUUUUGCUGAAUGGUGAUUGUAUGGAUAAUAAUGUGUUUUUCAACGACUUUGCUUCGUAUUUGCCGGAUGAUUUCCACUCGAAUGGCACCGAUUCGUCGGAUGCCACCGAUAGGCAUGUAAUUCCUAGCGAAUUUCCUAACUUACCUGUACUAGCCCUCGAACCUCCAAAAUCGAAGUGUCACGUUAAUCCUGACCUUUCAUUGUCCAGUUCAAAUCCUGAUGAUAAUAUUCUUCUUCCCUCUCAUGAUAAUAAUGUUGUUAAUUCGAUGCAACUUUGUAAAACAUUCGGGCAAAAAGGAAACGGUUCGGGUCAGUUUAAUUCACCGCACGGAUUUUGUAUCGGGUUUAACGAGGAUAUUGUCGUUGCUGAUAGUAGCAAUCACCGAGUUCAGAUUUUUGAUAAGUAUGGCCGUUACAAGUCCCAAUUUGGUAUAACCGGCCGUCAUGAUGGCUACUUGUGGCAUCCUCGUAAAGUGGUCUGGUUACAAAAAAAAUGCUGUUACGUCGUUUGUGAUCGUGGUUACGAGCGAUCACGUAUGCAAGUUUUCACCAAAGAGGGAAAGUUUUACAAAAAAAUCAACGUUCAUUUUAUUGAUAUCGUGGCAGGCAUUGCUGUCACUUCCAAUGGGGAAAUUGUUGUUGUGGACAGUGUCACACCCACACUUUUCAUUGCUGACGAAAAUGAUUUCUUGAGGACACUUGAUUGCUCGCCCUUUAUUCAGGAGCCUUCCGACAUUGCCGUUGUCGGGAAGGAGUUUUACAUCUGCGACUUUAAAGGUCACGCAAUUGUUGUGAUGGACGACGAUGGUAAUUUUUUGCGCAAGUUUGGCGGUACUGAAACCACCAUGUUCCCGAAUGGGAUUGAUAUUUCGAGUACUGGUGAUGUCAUAGUAGGGGAUUCCCACGGCAAUUAUUUUCAUGUUGCUGUUUAUUCGAAACAAGGGAAUUUUCUUGCUCAAUAUCGCUGUCCUGUCGUUAAAGUUUCACGCUGUUGCGGUUUAAAAAUGACCUCAGAAGGGCGUUUGGUAACAGUUGAUAAAAAUUAUCAUCAUGUUAUUGUGUUUGAAAGUUUGUUUGGGCCUCCAGAAGCAUUUUCGUGAGCUGUUUUUUUAUGUUUAACUUUUGUUCUUUUAUUCAUAUAUUUUUUAAUCGUUUUGUUCAGAUUUAACGACGUUUUUCUCGUCAAAAUUUAGGUUUAGGAUAAGUUUUUCGAUAUUGUUUACUUGUGUUUCGUAUUUCUCGUUCAUUUAGCUUUAGGUUUCGUUGUGUUUCGUUCAAAUAAAUUGUUCUUUGCAUUUA